UUGAAAAGCGCCUUUAGAAAAGUGCCGCGGUUUUUCCGAAAAUUUAAUUGGUUGAUAGUUCGACUAGAUUCAGUGUUGAUUUGUGGUAGUUGAAGUAAGGGAAUAAGUUUUUAAAGACAGUAGUUUCGGGGUUUUUUAUUUAUGCGAUUUUUCCGAAGUCUUUGUGUUGAUUGAUCUUGAAUUUGUCUUCUUUUUGUGAAGAGGAUUGAAGAAUCUGUUAGCUGAGGGAGUCCGAGUGGAUUGUUGGAUAUUUUGGACCCAAUUCAAGUCUUCAGCAGAUAUUUAGGAGAGGAACAUUGCAUUACUGGACCACUAAAUAGGAAAGAUGAAUUAACCCUUCAGCAGCUAGUUCUUGCCCCUAUUUUAAGCCUUAGCCAUAUUAGGCUGAUUCUUCUCUAUUGCCUGUUCAAACCAAUGCUUCAAGCUGUUCGGAGACGUGGAAAGAGUUCUUCAUCCCUUCGAGUUGUCUAAUAGACUCUCGCGAGUGUUCCCCAGCUCAGCACUUGCCAGUUUCCACCAAGCCUCCGCCGCGGGUACCUCCACCGGGGUGACCUGGUGGUCGAUGAUGAACGGCGGAUUGUACGAGGAGAGUCCGCCGCCAGCACCGCAAGCGGCCGCCACGCCGAGCGGUACCACCAGCGGGGGCAUGACCAGUCCCCCGGCGGCGGCACCCCCGACGACUUCGGCCACCAGCAGCUCCUCGCCGGCUAGCGUGACCAGCAACAGCGGUUCCGCCGGGCCUCUGCACAUUCCCGCCAAAAGACUGACCACUUCGGGGGGUUACGGGGAGUGUACCCCCGAUGGGAGCGUGAUCAGGCACAGCCAGAACCACUGGUCGUCGUAUUCGCCAUCGGAAAACCCCCAUGCAGGUUCCACGGCGUUUGAACUUAACCACCAGUACAGUAAUCCCACGUACUGUAAUAUACCUUCGGAUCCGAACGGUACCCGAGAUUACAAACCUCCGAUUCCGUUCUGGUCACCGGCAGCUACAGCCUCGGCCGCUCCAGCAGACUACAAGUACCAGCGGGGUGGUACGGGAGGUGACCCUUCAGUACCAUCGUCCUGUCACCAAACCUUCGGUAGCGGAUCAUGGUGUGGAGUUUAUAACUCUCCCUAUCCCGGAGCCAGCAGGCAUCACGUAGAUGGUCCCUAUUUAACCCCCACGGAAGACAGAGGAAGAGUACCUGCAUUAGAAGGUGGUUUUCCACACCACGACAGAGGGUAUGGCUUGGGAAACUACGUAGCUCCCGAACCAGUAGCUUCAACUCCAUAUCCACCACCAGGCUCUCUGGGUUCGAUGGGCGUCAGCGUUCCGUGCGGCACCGGUACCAACCCCCUGGAAUGGACAGGACAAGUAACAGUCCGGAAAAAACGCAAACCCUACUCCAAGUUCCAAACCCUCGAGCUAGAGAAAGAGUUCCUUUUCAACGCGUACGUCUCCAAACAGAAACGAUGGGAACUGGCGCGGAACCUGAACCUUACCGAGCGACAGGUCAAGAUCUGGUUCCAGAACAGGCGGAUGAAGAACAAGAAGAACUCGCAGAGACAGGCGGCGCAGCAGCAGAACAACAACAAUUCCGCGACGAACAACCAGAAUCACCAUCACCAUCCAGGACACCUACAGCACCAUCUAGGGAGUCACCACGUUUCGGCGAAUGGCGCGUUGAAACAUCAUCAGUGACCUAUGGGGUUCUCUGGGGUCGUACUGGGUCACCCUGGUCACGGGCUGACCACCUGAAUGUCCAAAGGAAAUGUUCCGAUAGAAAGAGGGACUUUUAGAAGGGUUGGUGUGUGUUUGAUUGAGAAAUGAUCACGACCCUGGAAGGAGGCGCGUUGUAGUUAAUGUUUGUAGUUCUUUGCGUUCGUGCCAAAGAAUAAAAAAGGAAAGAUGAGCUGAUUUUUUUGGUAGAUUUAACCCAUUAGUUGCCUAAAAUGUUAGAGGUUAUUUGAGAAUCUUCAGAUUAAUGUUUUUUUGUUUAAUUUCAUACUAUUCUAUGACAAAGCCUCGUUGACAAACAUUUUGUUUUACACGGAUAAAAGAAAAUAAUUUAGUUUAAUGUUUUUAUUACUUUUAAUUUGAGCAUAAUAUGUUAGAUUUGUAUAUACUCAAGUAGAUAUCUGUUUUAAGAGUCAAAGCAAAGUAAGCGUUCGGCAUUUAACGUUUUAUGUAAAACUGGUUAGGUAUUUUUACACAAAUGAAG
This is a messenger RNA of Sitophilus oryzae (rice weevil), 2201 nucleotides long. It is a transcript of the gene Abd-B, whose product is annotated as homeobox protein abdominal-B. The record is from RefSeq and is a predicted model, not a curated record. NCBI's taxonomy places the organism in Eukaryota, Metazoa, Arthropoda, Insecta, Coleoptera, Curculionidae. Gene Ontology annotation, molecular function: DNA-binding transcription factor activity, RNA polymerase II-specific; RNA polymerase II cis-regulatory region sequence-specific DNA binding. Bases 563 to 1681 code for a protein of 372 amino acids. Gene Ontology annotation, cellular component: nucleus. The transcript has 7 exons. Gene Ontology annotation, biological process: regulation of transcription by RNA polymerase II.